Chrysochloris asiatica (Cape golden mole) is the source of this 5466-nucleotide messenger RNA. It is a transcript of the gene SPEF2, whose product is annotated as sperm flagellar 2. Gene Ontology annotation, molecular function: protein binding. Lineage: Eukaryota; Metazoa; Chordata; Mammalia; Afrosoricida; Chrysochloridae. Gene Ontology annotation, cellular component: manchette; sperm midpiece. The transcript has 37 exons. The record is from RefSeq and is a predicted model, not a curated record. Gene Ontology annotation, biological process: sperm axoneme assembly.
AUGUCGGAGAUUUUGUGCCAGUGGCUCAACCAGGAGUUGAAAGUGUCCCAGACCGUGAGUCCCAAAUCAUUUGCAAAGACAUUUUCCAGUGGUUACCUAAUUGGAGAAGUUCUGCACAAGUUUGAACUGCAGGAUGAUUUUUCAGAAUUUUCAGAAAGCAGGAUUUCAAGUGCCAAGCUUAAUAAUUUUUCUCGAUUGGAGCCAACCCUUCAACUACUGGGUGUGCAGUUUGAUCAGAAUGUGGCCCAGGGCAUCAUGACCGAAAAGCCUGGGGUAGCGACAAAGCUUUUAUAUCAAUUGUACAUUGCUCUUCAGAAAAAGAAGAAAACUGGAAUGACCGGAUCGGAAAUGCAAACCAUGCAACCUCUAAUAAGACUUCAAAACAUAAAAAGUGAGGCUUUUCGAGAGAGACUUAGAAACCUGAUACCACGUCAAACUGAUUUCAAUCUGAUGCGGGUUACACACAGGUUCCAGGAAAAAUACAAACACAUGGAAGAAGAACGUGUCCGUGUGCAAUUUGAGAAAAAUGAACGAUUUCAAAAACUCAAGGAAGAACAAAGACAUUUUAAUAUCGAAAAGCAACGAUUGGGCAGAAGACGUCAGAAUGAAAUAAUGGCCAAAAUCCAAGCAGCUAUCAUUCAAAUUCCUAAACCUGCAUCAAAUCGCACUUUGAAAGCACUGGAGGCCCAAAAAAUGAUGCAAAAAAAGAAAGAAGCAGAGGAUGUUGCCAAUGAGAUUAAGAAGUUUGAAGCAUUAAUAAAAAAGGAUCUCCAGGCAAAAGAAAGUGCAUCCAAGCCUUCUCUAGAUACAUCAGGCCAGAUGGCUACCGACUUGCUAAACACUUACUCAGAUGAUGACUACAUUAAAAAAAUCCAGAAGCGCCUGGAAGAAGAUGCUCUUGCACGAGAGCAGAGGGAGAAAAGACGACGGAGAUUGUUAAUGGACCAAUUAAUAGCCCAUGAAGCACAAGAGGAGGCUUAUCGGGAGGAGCAGCUGAUUAACCGGCUGAUGAGACAGUCCCAGCAGGAACGCAGGAUUGCUGUGCAGCUCAUGCAUGUUCGCCACGAAAAGGAAGUUUUAUGGCAAAACAGAGUUUUCAGAGAAAAACAAUAUGAGGAAAGACGACUUAAAGAUUUCCAAGACGCUCUUGAUCGAGAAGCGGCUUUAGCAAAGCAAGCCAAGAUUGAUUUUGAGGAGCAAGCCCUCAGAGAGAAGGCAGUCCAUGAACAAAUUGCUAUGGAAAGAGCUCAAGCUCGGUACCAAAAGCAUUAUUCAUUAUGUGAAGAAAUUCUGGAUCAUAUUCUUGAUUUGUCCACUAAAGUGGCAGACUAUCGGAUGUUAACAAACAAUCUGAUUCCAGAGAAGUUGAUGCAUGAUUGGAAGGAACUUUUUUUCUGUGGAAAACCUAUUUAUGAACAAGCCAGAACUAAGCAUCUCCCAGCCGAUGCCUCUGAAAAACAAGUGAUAGAACUGGGAAAAAGAGACUUGCUAGAUGGCAAGGAUUAUGACGACUAUAAGAAUAUGGCUGGAGAGUGGGCCUUGCCAGAAGAAAUGGUGGAUAAUUUGCCACCCUCAAACAAUAGUAUAUUGGGCCAUGUGCUUCACAGACUCCUUGAAAAAACACUCCCUCCUCAAGUUGAAUCAAUGGUACCUGAAGUACCUUCAUUUGCUAUUAAAGGGUGCUUACUGGGAAAAACAUUUAGUGGAAAAACUACCAGUCUAAAGUCUCUACAAGAAGAGUUUCCUAUUCAGAUCCUUUCUAUUGACGCUCUUGUCCAAGAAGCUAUCCAAGCCUUUCAGGACAAAGAGGAAACCAGCGCAGAUCUGCUAGGUCAGCAAAAAGCUAAGGAAACGGAUCUUCCAGGUUUGAAAGAUGAUAAUAAAGAAAGCCAGGAUCAACAAAAAGUAUUUUCAGCUGGUCCAGUUUCAAAUGAAACGUUACCAGAAAUGGAAGGUAAAGCUAUACUUAGUACUGAUACUCAUAAAACAUCAGAUUCUAAAGAAAUCAGUAUCAGUGACAGUUUCUACAAACUCACAGCGCGUGCUCAGCUAGGUGCACAAUCAGAACAGUUGUUGAAGAAAGGAAUGAGCAUUCCUGACAUGUUGCUAGUGAGCAUCAUGGUUAAUGCUAUCAAUCAGGUACCUGUAGAUCAAGGCUGGAUCCUGGAUGGUUUUCCAAUGACAUUAAACCAAGCAAAGCUUCUUGAGGAAGCUCUGACAGGAUACAACAAAGAACAAAUGGACUUGGAAGCAAAGAGAACACAAAUAUCCACAUUGGCUGUUGAUCCUACAGUUUCCAAAGAAGUACCUAUUCCCCCUUCAGCACUUGAUUUUGCCAUGUUGUUAGACAUUUCAGAUACUUCUACACUGAGGCGGAUAAACAGCAUCAUGGCUGAAACAUUUGUACGUGAAACUUCUCCUGAAGUUAUCAGUCAACAUGUAGCUGCUGAUACUCAAGAUGAAGAUGGGAACCAAACUUUAAAAGACCAAAUACAGCACAGAAUUACAGGCUUCUUGGACCACUGGCCUUUAUUGGAGCAAUGGUUUUCAGAGCCAGAAAACAUUUUGAUAAAAGUCAAUGCUGACAUAGAUAAAGAGUUGUUACACCAAAAAGUAAAAGAAAUUUUUGUGAGUGAGAUGCAAAAAAAAAAGAAUAAAGUUAAUAAGAAACUAGAAGAAACAAAAGCGAAGAAAAAAGAAGUUUCCUUGGCUGAGGCUCCACUUCCUACUCCUCCACCUCCUCCAGAGCCAGAAAAAGAGAAAGAAAUUAGUCCUGAGAGACAGACUUCCAAAACUCAACCUGCCAAAGGAAAACCACAAUCAGAACCCCAGAAUGGUAGGCAUGAAACUCUUCAGGACAGAAAAGGGAAGAAAGAUGGCACUUCACCUAAAACAAAACAAUGAUUUCCUAUGUGUGUUUAAUGUUCUCCUAAAGGAAAAUCUCAAGGAGGAAAGCAAUCAGUAAAGACUCAGCCUACUGACUCUGCAGAUAUGUCACCUGUUCCAGUACUACCACCACUGCCUAAACCAGGAUCUAGAGAAUGGGUCUAUGUGAAUGAACCAAUUCCUGAGGAAAUACCUUCAUUUUUAGUACCUUACUGGGAACUCAUAGAAAGUUCCUAUAUUAAAACCAUCAAAGCAGUACUGAGGAACCUGAGAGAAGACAAGCAUACUGUGAUUAACUACUUAUAUGAAGUUAGAACAUCCUUCGAGCAGUUUCUAAUGCGUCCAGAUCACAAGCAAGAUUUUGUAGCUCAUUGGCAAGCUGACUUCAACUCUCUUCCUGAUGAUCUGUGGGAUGAUGAGGAAACCAGGGCUGAACUACACCAAAGAGUGAACGAUUUAAGAGACCGUCUGUGGGACAUUUGUGAUGCCCGGAAAGAAGAGGCGGAGCAAGAGCGUCUUGAUAUCAUUAAAGAGAGCUGGUUGCAGAACUCUAUUGGGAUGUCGAUGAAUCAUUUCUUUUCUCUGAUGCAGGCAGAACUGAACCGUUUCCAAGAUACAAAGAGACUCCUUCAAGAUUAUUAUAAAGGAAUGGAAAGCAAAAUCCCCAUUGAAGACAAUAGGAAAUUUACUCGAGUCCCAUUGGUCCAACUGGAUAAUAAAGACAUUUCAGAAAGCCAACUUAAAAUUCCUCUAGUGCCCCGAAUAUCCAUUUCUCCAGAAACACCUAUGUCCAAACCGAAAUUAAAAACAAUACUCAAGGGCAAGAUGGAUUCCUCGCUAGAAACUAUAGAGUUAAACUUUGAGGCAGAUGAGAAGUUGGUAAUGGACACCUGGCAGCAGGCUUCCUCAGCAAUAUCUACCAUGGUUGCUGCUGAAAUUCAUCAGAAACUCAUGGAGGAAGAAAAAGAAAUCCAGCAAGCAGAAACAAGAGAAAAAUCUAAUCAGGCAGGUGGAAAUAAAAAAGCAAAAAAGGAGCCAAAGAAACAAAAGACAGACAAAAAAGCUAAAGGCAAAUCACCACCUGUAACAGAAGCGUCUACUGUAGUUGUAACCCCAGAGGAAAUUGCCGAAGCAGAAAAGAAAAAUGAAGUGAGACUCAAAAUAAAGGAAGAACAUUUGGCCGCCCUGCAAUUUGAAGAAAUAGCCACGCAGUUUCGACUUGAACUGAUAAAGACGAAAGCAUUGGCUUUUCUUGAAGAUCUGGUAACAAAGGUGGUAGAUGUGUAUAAACUCCUGGAAAAGUGGCUUGGGCAGAGGUACUUGCGUGAAAUGGCCAGUGUUGAAAAAUUAACUGAGGUAGCUCGAUAUCACAUUGAAACAUCCACCAAAAUUCAAAAUGAACUUUAUUUAAACCAAGAAGACUUCUUCAUUAAUGGUGAUAUCAAAGUCUUUCCAGAUUCUCCACCACCGAUACGUCCUCCGCCUGUAGAAAAAGAAGAAAAUGGUACCCUGACCAUUGAACAACUGGAAAAUCUUCAAAGUCAGUUCUUAGAUAUGGCACCUAAAGGCAUCAUUGGAAGUAAAGCCUUUGCUGAUAUUCUGCUUGACUUGGUGACCCUGAACCUUGGAACAAACAACUUUCCUAGUAGCUGGAUGCACCUCACUCAACCUGAAUUACAGGAGCUAACAUCUUUAUUAGUAGUGAACUCAGAAUUCGUGAACUGGCGGAAAUUCCUGUUAGUCAUCUCCAUGCCUUGGCCCAUCCCCCUGGAAGAAGAGCUCCUUGAGACCCUGCAGAGGUUCAAGGAUGUGGAUGAGGAGCAGCUGGGCGUGGUCACUUUCGAGCAAUAUAGUCAGGCUGGUCUGUGGUUUACAGGAGAUGAAGAGAUAAAAAUUCCAGAAAAUCCUCUUGAACCACUGCCAUUCAACAGGCAGGAGCACCUUAUAGAGUUCUUCUUCCAGCUGUUCGCUGACUACGACAAUGAUCUGCCCCAGCUUGACUACACUCAGAUGCUGCUCUAUUUUGCUUGUCACCCAGAUGCUGAGGAAGGUGUUUACAGGGCCCUCAGCGUGUCUAUUGGAACUCAUGUCUUCCGGAGAAAUAAAAUCCCUGCUCUAAAUGAAGACAAGACCUUUUCCUUCACUGAUCUAAGUACAUUGGAGGAAUCCCCUGAACCUGAAGAAAAUGUGAGAGAGAAAAGGGAUUUGAAAGAAGAAAAGGAGGACAAGGAAGAAGACAUCCUUGAAAAUGAGAACACUGAAAACAUUUCCAUGGAAACACUACUCAAAGUAUUCCAAGGAGGAAUUGAAGCACAAGACUGUGACAGAUUUGCCAGCAAUCUAAACACAGAAAACAUUUAUUAUGAGAGCUUCGUAAAAAUAUUUCAUGAUCUAGGUGCCAAGAAUCUGGAACCAGUUGAAGUUUGUGUUCUCUUGAAACAUCCUUUUAUUCAAGAUCUGAUUUCAAAUUAUUCAGACUAUAAAUUUCCUGAUAUUAAAAUAAUUCUCCAAAGGAGUGAACACGUACAAGGAAGUGAUGGAGAAAGAUCACCUUCAAGACUCACAGAGGAAAAGAGAUAA